AUGUCUGCCCCCGCUUCCACACACGAAUUGCUAUCCGUCGUUUCCACCUCACAGGCUCCCGCAGCGAUCGGGCCGUACGCACAGGCUAUCAAAGUAGUCGAGGGUGGCGUUGUAGCUCAAACUGAGCGAGCCUUGAAGAACCUCAAGGCUGUCGUCGAGGCUGGUGGAUCAGAGUUGGGCAAGGUCGCGAAAACCACGGUUUUUUUGAAAUCAAUGGACGAUUUCGUUGCCGUGAACGGCGUGUAUUCCAAUUUCUUUGGUAGCCACACACCUGCACGGUCAGCCGUUGAAGUUGCUCGGCUGCCAAAAGACGUUCUCGUAGAGAUCGAAUGCAUUGCAAGGCAAGUCUUCUACGUUUGCCACCUUACGAUGUUGCAUACCGACCCAACAACCAUGUAG
Messenger RNA from Cyclocybe aegerita, 399 nucleotides. Lineage: Eukaryota; Fungi; Basidiomycota; Agaricomycetes; Agaricales; Hemipholiotaceae. The record is from the annotation of a GenBank genome assembly.